AUGUCCGAAUCUUUUGCUGCCAUCCGAAGCCGUCGCUCCGACGAGCUCACGCGCCUAGCCAACGAACACAUCCAACAGGAUCUCCGACCCGAUGAUCGCGACGCGCUGAAAUCGGCCGCCUCCAGAGUGUCCUUUUGGACUGCCUUCGGCUCUGCGGUGGGUGUUGGAUUGGGACUUUACACUGCUUUCCGGUUAAGAAGCACGCGACAUGCUUUCUUCCAGGCUUUCCGCGCGCAGGAGAGACCUACACAGGUCGUCUUUGCGGAUGGACGGACAGAGUCACUGCCUGAUAUUACGCCCCUAUUGAAACCUACUACGUUUGGUGAUUUUGCGACGUAUUUCUUUGCGUCUGCGGGUGGUUUGUUCUUGGGUGGAGAGCUCGGCCUUGUUGGAGGUGCCGCCGGUGCGCGUAGCUCAAUCACGUCCGAACCCGAGAGGAAGGAGAGAAUUGAGAAGGCGUUCCGGAAGUUCCGAGCAGAUGUACUGCGGAAGGAGGCCGACUCUCUGGACUCGGGAGACAGCGUUUGGGAUAAGUUGUUUUAA
Molecule: messenger RNA, 543 nt
Organism: Aspergillus melleus
Lineage: Eukaryota; Fungi; Ascomycota; Eurotiomycetes; Eurotiales; Aspergillaceae
Exons: 3
Coding region: 1-543 (180 amino acids)
Source: RefSeq, a predicted model, not a curated record